Protobothrops mucrosquamatus (brown spotted pit viper) is the source of this 666-nucleotide messenger RNA. RefSeq names its product negative elongation factor B-like. The record is from RefSeq and is a predicted model, not a curated record. Lineage: Eukaryota; Metazoa; Chordata; Lepidosauria; Squamata; Viperidae. The transcript has 4 exons. Gene Ontology annotation, cellular component: NELF complex; nucleus. Gene Ontology annotation, biological process: negative regulation of transcription elongation by RNA polymerase II. The annotation marks the transcript as partial.
AUUUCUCCAAGAACAGCGGAUCGCCUGUGAGGUGGGCCUUUACUACGUGCUCCACAUCACCAAGCAAAGGAACAAGAACGCCCUGCUUCGCUUGGUCCCAACUCUGACGGAGACCUUCAACGACCUGGCCUUUGGGGACAUUUUCCUGCACCUCUUCACAGGCAACCUCACCCUGCUGGCCGACGAAUUUGGGCAGGACGAUUUCUGCGGGGUCCUUUUCGACCGCUUCUUCCUGCCUGCCUGCCCCAGGAAGGACAACGUCCAUCGUCACCUGCUGAGGCUGCUGCUUCACCUCCAUCACAAAGUCUUCCCUGCCAGGCUGGAGUCGCUGCAGAAGGCCUUGGAACCAACCAAGCAGAGCAGCGAAGCAGUGAAAGAGCUUUACAACCAGCUGGGCGAGAAACUGGAAGUCCGCAAGCCUAGCCCCGUCCCAGAAGCUGAAGCUCCACCGAUGGAUUUGCCCCUCCCAACAGUGUCUUCUACCCCGGUUCCACCAUAGAUGCAACCCCCACCCCCUCCUCAAUUCCCUCUGGGAGAGCCAGGCUCAUUCCUGGCGUCGGAGGGACAAAGGUUGGACACACUCAGCUUGCUUGGGACACGGUCACCUGGGCAACCUUGAACGCAGCUACUCAGAUGCCUACUCCGCAUCUCAUCCCCACAGUGUGG